This is a messenger RNA of Anolis carolinensis (green anole), 1612 nucleotides long. It is a transcript of the gene tmem114, whose product is annotated as transmembrane protein 114. Gene Ontology annotation, cellular component: apical plasma membrane. The transcript is spliced from 4 exons. The record is from RefSeq and is a predicted model, not a curated record. The coding region runs from base 452 to 1087 and encodes 211 amino acids. Lineage: Eukaryota; Metazoa; Chordata; Lepidosauria; Squamata; Anolidae.
UUCGCUCCUUCUCUGGAAAGAAAGAGAAGGAUUGGAUAUUAGCAACGAUUCCUGGAGAAUACGUCGUUUGGCUCUUUGGUGAAGUGGAAGCAGACCAAUCUGGCUGAGCGUCACAGUGUUUGCUCAGCAAGGGAGAGAGAUUGUGCUAAGCGUGGGACAGAGGAGUAGUUGUCAUUGACACCUGUUCUUCCCAAGAGAUUAUUCCAUGGUUUUCCAGGUUGGGGGACAAGAGCUACAAAUACAAGGAAGAGGAGCCGAUUGAAGCUGGAAUUUCAUUGCAUGACCUCUGGGUUGCUUCCAGGAUUGCAAGCCCAUGACAUUAAGGGAAGGCUGGAACACUGGAAAUCUUUAGUAAAAGAAAAUAUCUCCAAACCAUGGACUGACUUGUGAUCAAUGAAUGAGUUUUCUCUAACUUUGAAGGCUGAAGCCAUUGGGGAAAGAGGCCAUCGCUAUGAAGCUGACACUGAAUAUGGUGGCCUUGUUUGCAGCCCUGGCUGGGAUUUUCAGCUUCUCCUUCCUGAUCGCAGCCAUCAGCACUGACUUUUGGUAUCUCAUCGAUGCUUCGAAGCUGGAGAAGAUGAGCAAUCGCACGGAGAGCCUCAGCUCCCACUCGGGACUCUGGAGGACUUGCCAGCUUAAAAGCAACUGCCUCCCUAUCGCAAAUCCCUUUAAGUCUGGGACAGAAAACAUCACCACAUCUCAUCAGCAACUAUUAAAUAUGCACGGCACUUUUGUGAUUCUGCUCCCGCUCAGUCUCGUCGUGAUGACCUUUGGAGGAAUGACGGGCUUCAUUGCAACCCUGGCUCAGGUUUAUCUCCUCUUGAUCUUCACCGGGCUGUUCUUUCUCUUUGGAGCCAUCCUGACUCUGACUGGGCUUAGCAUCUAUAUUGCCUACUCUGCUGCGGCCUUCAAGGAAGUCAGUUACCUUCUGAGAGAGAAGAACCUCCUGGAACAUAUCAACAUCCAGUUUGGCUGGUCCUUAGCCUUUGCGUGGUUCUCCUUUGCCACUGAGGUCCUCACUGGGCUAGCCUUCCUCCUGAUGUCUAGGAUGGUGGGUUUGCAACCAAGGGGGAAUUCCUCCAUAUGAUGAACCAAGUCACAACAGGACUCUCCUAGAUAAUCAGAUUUGGACAUCAAUAGGUCAGCAUGGUCCAUCUUUCUCAGCCUUUUGUUUAGAGUUAUGGUAGACCCUUGAUAUCUCUUGGGGAUUUGUUCCAGGGCCAUCUCUGCAUGGAUACUAAUAUCCAUGGAUGCUCAAGUCCCAUUAUAUUUACUGGUGUAGUAAAUUGGCAAAAUCAAGCUUUGCUUUUUGUUUUCGAGCCAUGGUUGGUUGAAUCCAUGGAUGCAGAAUGAUGGAGAACUUUAUUGCACUAAAAUGCUAUUCCAUUAUAAUCAUGUUAUCAUUGAUAGGAGAUAAAUGGAUGUUUAAAUGGAUGUUUUUAAUUAAUGUUUUGUUUUGUUCGUAAUUUUUAAAAUAUUAUGUUUCUUGGCAUCUAAUGGUUGCCGAUUGUGAGGUUGCCCUGAUUUCUCCACCCCCCCCCCCUCCCAGGGGUGGGGUGAGAAAGACGGGAUGUAAAUGUCUGAAAUAAAUAAACGAAUAAUAAACAGUCAA